Molecule: messenger RNA, 744 nt
Organism: Rotaria socialis
Lineage: Eukaryota; Metazoa; Rotifera; Eurotatoria; Philodinida; Philodinidae
Source: the annotation of a GenBank genome assembly
AUGACAACUCGAACAGGCUCACCUCACUUGACAUCCACAGCAACGAAAAGUAAAAACAAGACAAUUACUUGUGGAGCUUGUGGAGGUGACUUAGAACCUGAUCAUCCUGGUAUACAAUGUUUGCAAGGACAUCAUUAUUGCACCGAGUGUUCAACUCAUAUCGUUCGGUUGGUUUUUUCUGAGCCAGAAAACUACAUACCAUUGCGUUGUCUCGAAUGCCAUAUUGAAUUGAUAUCCAGUGUAUUCGAACGACAACUAACACCAGAUCAAGUUGAAAUUUAUAAUUGUCUUAUGUUGAGAUUAGCUUUUGCAAAAAACUUUCUUGGCGAAGAUGAACGUCUGGAUGAUUGUCCAUUUUGUACAAAUGCGAUUAUACGAAAUAUUAAUGCUUCAUAUAUAUUCUAUUGUGAUCAUCCAGAGUGUGGUAAAGUAUCCUGUUUAAUAUGUCGAAAAGCUUGUCCAAAAAUUGAAGAUGACUAUGCUACGGAUGAAGAAAUCGCUGAAAUGGAAAAACAUUUUAAAUGUGCUGAAUUAGCUGACGAUAAACAUGAACUUGAUCGAUAUGUUGAAUUAGGUCAAAAAAUGCCUUGUCCAACUUGUGGUUUAGCUGGUAUGAAAGAUGGUGCUUGUACACAUAUGACUUGUCCGAAAUGUUCACAAUUGUGGUGCUAUUUUUGUGGUAAAAAAGUGGAAGAUUGUGAAAGAGCACGAGACAGUAACAAUGGAAUUUUCGAUCAUAAUCAU